CUAAAACACACACACACACACACAAAAAGGCGUAUGAAUGGCAAACAGCAGUCCUUCCACACUGGGCUUUCCCAAACUCUAUUCCCAAACAAGAUUUACCAAAAAGAUUCCAACUUUACAAUUGGGUCUUCCAAGAAAAACAUGGGUUCCUUUUAAUGUUUCAAAAAAACAAAGCAUAAUAACAAGAAGAAAUAUAAAAUUAUCAAUUUCAUCAUGUUUGGUUGAUAGUACUUCUAGAAGUGUUGAAGCAGUUAGCCCCAAAGUUAAGGUGGAAACAUGUGUGUGGAACUGGAAAGGCUAUUCUAUUCGGUAUCAGUAUGCUGGGAGCAGUGGCCCUGCAUUGGUCUUGGUUCAUGGUUUCGGAGCAAACAGUGACCAUUGGAGGAAAAACAUUCCAGUUCUUGCAGAAUCACAUAGGGUAUACUCAAUUGAUCUUAUUGGUUAUGGUUACUCUGAUAAACCAAAUCCUCGUGAGCUUGGAGAUGCUCCUUUCUAUACAUUUGAGACAUGGGGCUCUCAGUUAAAUGACUUUUGUACAAACAUAGUAAAAGAUGAAGCGUUCUUUGUCUGCAAUUCAAUUGGAGGACUUGUUGGUCUUCAGGCAGCAGUGAUGGAUCCAAGCAUCUGUAAGGGGAUAGUACUUUUAAACAUCUCUCUCCGUAUGCUUCAUAUAACAAAACAACCAUGGUUUGGGAGACCCUUGAUCAGAUCUUUUCAGAACUUAUUGAGGAAUACCCCUGUGGGAAAAUUCUUCUUCCAAACCGUUGCCACACCAGAGUCAGUUAGAAAUAUUCUUUGCCAGUGUUACCAUGACACUUCCCAAGUGACGGAAGAACUAGUUGACUCAAUUCUCCGCCCUGGGCUUGAGCCUGGUGCUGCUGAUGUGUUUCUUGAGUUUAUCUGUUAUUCCGAUGGACCUCUUCCGGAAGAACUACUGCCUCAAGUAAAGUGUCCUGUGCUGGUAGUAUGGGGUGACAAAGAUCCUUGGGAACCCAUUGAACUUGGAAGAGCUUAUGGAAAUUUUGACUCUGUUGAAGAUUUUGUUGCCCUCCCUGAUGUUGGUCAUUGCCCUCAGGAUGAAGCGCCACAUUUGGUGAACCCAUUAGUCGAGUCUUUUGUAGCACGUCAUGCGACAAUGAAAAGCUAACUUUCGGUAUAUACCACUUAAGUUAUAUAUGCAAUGACAACCGAAGAGAAAUACAUAAUUAUUGUUUCUCUGAAAUGGAGCACAAAAUCCUAUCAUAAAAGACACAUUUUGUACCCCCAAAGCGCUACUUUCUGUACUCAUCAAACAUAAUAGAAUAUUGUAAUCGUUGUGAAUUGCUUGUCCAUAAUAGAAGAACAUACAGGUGAUAUUGUCAAUAAA
Erigeron canadensis is the source of this 1366-nucleotide messenger RNA. RefSeq lists its product as uncharacterized. The transcript is spliced from 8 exons. The record is from RefSeq and is a predicted model, not a curated record. Bases 38 to 1147 code for a protein of 369 amino acids. Lineage: Eukaryota; Viridiplantae; Streptophyta; Magnoliopsida; Asterales; Asteraceae.